CAAUGGCUGUGCGCAUGGCGUCUGUCUUUUGUCUAGACAAUAAUAAAUUUGUCUGUUUUGCUUUGGAAAUCCACGCUGAAGUUGAAAUUCUCGAUUUUUCGAGAAAUUUAACUAAGCUGAAGUGAAAUUAAAGGCAAAAUACUAUGGCUCAACGGUUUCCGGGGCCCGGUCCUAGCCCAGGAUCAGGCGGACCCCCACCUCAGAGAUAUCAGCAGCCCCAAAACCCUGGGAUGCGUCAAUACAACCAACAGAACUUUCCUCAAAGGACUGGUUAUAAUAAUCCUCCAGCUACAAUGAAUACUAGUGGCGGUACCAUGAUCCAAAGACCUUCGGGAGCUCAAUAUUCGCCAAUGAGAGGCCAGAUGCAAAGUCAACCUGGAGGGAAACGACCAUCUGAUAACCGUAAUUCUAUGCAACAAAAAAGUGACUAUGGUCACAUAACCAGUAAAAAGAAAAAGAAACUAGCUGACAAAAUUCUCCCACAAAAAGUUCGAGACUUGGUUCCUGAGAGUCAAGCAUACAUGGACUUACUAGCUUUUGAACGAAAACUUGACGCCACAAUAAUGCGUAAACGUCUAGACAUACAAGAAGCUUUGAAAAGGCCCAUGAAACAAAAACGCAAAUUACGGAUAUUUAUUUCCAACACGUUUUAUCCUGCCAAAGAACCCUGUCCUGAUGGACCAGACGGGCCUGGAGCAGAAGGACUGGUUGCUUCUUGGGAACUAAGAGUUGAGGGAAGGCUACUGGAUGAUUCAAAAAAUGACCCGAAUAAAGUAAAAAGGAAAUUUUCGUCAUUCUUCAAAUCAUUGGUCAUUGAAUUGGAUAAGGAGCUCUACGGCCCUGAUAACCAUUUAGUUGAAUGGCACCGAACACUUACAACACAAGAAACAGAUGGUUUCCAGGUCAAGAGGCCAGGUGAUAAAAAUGUCCGAUGUACGAUACUUCUGCUUUUGGAUUACCAGCCUUUGCAGUUUAAACUCGAUCCUAGGCUUGCCAGGCUACUUGGAGUACAUACGCAAACCCGGCCAGUUAUUAUUUCUGCUUUGUGGCAGUAUAUCAAAACCCACAAGUUGCAGGAUACUCACGAGCGGGAAUAUAUCAUUUGCGACAAAUAUUUGGAACAGAUUUUUAAUUGUUCCAAAAUGAAAUUCGCUGAAAUUCCACAAAGAUUAAAUCCUUUAUUACAUCCACCGGAUCCAAUUGUAAUAAAUCACGUAAUUUCAGUGGAGGGAGGAGCCGAAAGUAAGCAAACUGCUUGUUAUGAUAUUGAUGUGGAAGUUGAUGAUACAUUAAAAACGCAAAUGAAUAAUUUCUUGUUGAGCACUGCGAGUCAGCAAGAAAUUCAAGGAUUAGAUUCGAAAAUUCAUGAAACUGUUGACACAAUCAAUCAGUUGAAAACAAAUAGAGAAUUCUUCUUGAGUUUUGCUAAGGAUCCGCAACAAUUUAUUCAUAAGUGGAUCGUUUCGCAAACUAGAGACCUAAAAACUAUGACGGAUGUUGUUGGAAAUCCUGAAGAAGAAAGAAGAUCUGAUUUCUUUCAUCAACCUUGGGCACAAGAAGCGGUUUGUCGCUAUUUUUACACUAAAGUUCAGCAGAAACGUGCCGAAUUGGAGCAAGCCUUAGCUAUUCGUAAUAAUUAAUAUUCAAUAGAGUGAAAUCGAUUUGAAGAGUCUUGUGGGCUUUCAGGCAAGGGAUUUCUUGCAUCUAUUUAGUGUAAGGUUUAGUUUAAGGUUCAAGAUAUUUUUAAUUUCAUAUUUGCAUUGUAUUUGUUGCAUAGCCAUUAUCUAAAUUGGUAAUCCUUCCAAAUUAAGUUUAAACCCCAUAAGGACAUGAAGAAAAUGUGUAAGUUAAAAAUGGUCGCGUUCACCAGCACUCAACAUGUUUAGUGGCUAGUCAGCGGCUUUGUUGAAAACAGAUGAAAAUCAGCUCUAGGCCAAUCAAAGCUGUUAUACCUUGUGUAUUCCACUUGUUGGAACAAAGCCACUUACUAAUCACUCAACACGCUGAGUGUUGGUGAACACGACCAAUGUGAUAAAAACUCUUUAUUUUUUCUCAAUGUGAGCUGAGCAACUGCAAGAUGAAUAAGUGUCUAUAUCCAAAAUAGGAAUGAUUAAAAAGAGCUGAAAAAAGCGAUUUGUUCGCAACUAUACACUGGUUGAUUGUCCGAUACACGAGUUCAGACUUUAUGCAUUGACAGCGUCACUUUUUAACCUUAAUUACUUUGUUUCGUUAAUUGUUUGCGGCUAAAACAAUUUUACAACCGCAGAGAAAAGGAAACGAAAAUUCCAAAUAUAUGGAAAAGUUAGGUCAUAAGUACCACUGGAUAAAUAUACAGACAGGACUAGGCUAAUAGACACAUAGGCUUCAAUGGCACCCAUUGACUCAUUACUCCCUGUGUCUAGUAGGUUGGUCGGGUCUGUAUAGAAUAGCCACAAAUGUCGCUAUUCAUAAAUCCAUUUUUAUUUACCUGCCAUUAUCUUGAAUUAAUUAAGUAACUAGAGUUAGCAAAUAGAUUGGUGAUUUUUGAUUUUAUUUUAAUUGUUCUAAAUGUCCCUAUUAUUAUACCUACUUUUUACAUUAUUUAUCUGGUAUAAUUUUAUAGACAUUAUAGUGUGUAAUUUUAUUAAAAUUUAUAUAGUAAUCUAAUAUUUAGGUAUAUACUUUUUACAACAUUAUUUUUUAAUUGCUAAACUUAUUGUAUGUAUUUGAGUGCUUUCAAUUUUUAGUAUAAACAUUAGAUUUGUUCCAAAACGUCAAAAAUCGUCCUAUGGAUUCCACGCACAAAUUAUUUUAGAUUUUGCGCAGAAUCCUGAGGGUGAAAAUGUACGAUUUUUGCUGGGGUGGAAUAAUGAUAUUGUUUAGAAGAAACGUUUUUUAUUUGAAUUUCAGUUUUUUUUUUUGAAAGUUUAGAUAAAAAAUCGUUUUUCAUUUCA
Molecule: messenger RNA, 2933 nt
Organism: Ceutorhynchus assimilis (cabbage seed weevil)
Lineage: Eukaryota; Metazoa; Arthropoda; Insecta; Coleoptera; Curculionidae
Source: the annotation of a GenBank genome assembly